AUGGAUUCCAAUUCUACAACUGCUUCAACUUCGUCAAUUGAAGACUUCACUGGUCAACAUCCCCACCACCACAGCUACAAUCACAAUGAAAGCGAAAAAGUAAAUGAAAACGGUUUAAGACGCACUGACUCAGUCCUUGGUUCUGAUGAAGAUUUUGAUGAUAAUAAUGAUGAAAGUAGAAGAUUACAUUUGGUAAGAACAAUUACUGCUUUAUCCAAUAAAAACUCAUCUGAUCAGCUUGAUUCCCUUUCAAGGCAUAUCUCUCGACAAAUAACCAAUAAGGAAGGGGGAUUUACCAUGAAGAUGGAAGAAUUUAGUCUUCUUCGGAUUUUAUCAAAUUUUGUUUAUUUUGCCAAAAAACAAGGUUUAGCAAUGAGAUGUAGUGGUGUUUCAUUCCAAGAUCUUUGUGUUUACGGAAACGAUGAGUCAUUUGCCAUUGUUCCUACUGUACUUGAUUUAUUAAAGGGCCCUAUUGGUGGUAUACAACAAGCAGUUUCAAAAAUGAGAACACCUAAAAAGACAAUUUUGAAUAAUUUGAAUGGGUUUGCCAAACCAGGGGAAAUGGUUUUGGUAUUGGGUAGACCAGGUGCUGGUUGUACAACUUUUUUAAAAUCAUUGACCGGUACGGAUUUUGAUUUGUAUAAAGGUGUUGAAGGGGAUAUCAGAUACGAUGGAUUAACUCAACACGAAAUGUUAAACAAUUACAAGAACGAUUUGGUCUACAACCCCGAAUUGGAUGUUCAUUUUCCUCAUUUAACUGUUGACCAGACCUUGUCAUUUGCCAUUGGUUGUAAAACACCUAAAAUGAGAUUGAAUGGAGUGACAAGAGAACAAUUUGUUAAUGCCAAGAAGGAACUUUUGGCUACUGUUUUUGGAUUAAGACAUACAUACCAUACCAAAGUUGGUAAUGAUUUUGUUCGUGGUGUAUCAGGUGGAGAAAGAAAGAGAGUAUCAAUUGCUGAAGCCUUGGCCUGUAAUGGGUCCAUAUAUUGCUGGGAUAAUGCUACCAGAGGGUUGGAUGCAUCUACUGCAUUGGAGUUUGCCCGUGCUAUACGUACAUCCACUGACAUAUUGAAAACGACUGCUUUUGUUUCAAUUUACCAAGCUGGAGAAAAUAUAUACGAAUGUUUUGACAAGGUUACUGUUCUUUACCAUGGAAGACAAAUCUACUUUGGAUCUGCUAAAAGGGCCAAAAAGUAUUUUGAAGACAUGGGAUGGGAAUGUCCAGCAAGACAAACCACUGCCGAAUUUUUAACAGCUCUUACUGAUCCAAUUGGAAGAUUUGCCAAAGAAGGAUGGGAAAAUAAAGUACCUCAAACAGCAGAGGAAUUUGAGGCUUACUGGUUGAGAUCAAACGAGUAUAAGGAAUUGCUUCAAGAGAUUCAAGAUUACAACAAUUCCAUCGAUGCAGAUGAAACGAGACAAAUGUACUACAAGUCAAUUACUCAAGAAAAGAUGAAAGGGGCUAGAAAAAAGUCUCCUUACACCAUCUCCUACUUGCACCAAUUGAAAUUGUGUUCGAUAAGAAGUGCACAACAAAUUUGGGGUGACAAAGCAUACACAGUUACCCUUAUCGGGGCUGGAGUAAGUCAAGCUUUCGUUAGUGGAUCGUUGUAUUAUAACACACCCGAAACAGUUCUUGGUGCAUUUUCACGUGGUGGUGUUGUGUUUUUCGCUGUGUUGUUUAUGGCAUUGAUGGGUUUAGCUGAGAUUUCAGCCUCAUUUAGCAGUCGUCCAAUUUUGAUGAAGCAAAAGAACUAUUCAAUGUAUCACCCUUCAGCUGAUGCCCUUUCCAACUUUGUUACAUCAAUUCCAAUUAGUGUUCUUAUCAAUAUUUUCUUUGUCAUCAUUUUAUACUUUUUGUCCAAUUUAGCCAGGGAACCGGGUAAGUUUUUUAUUGCGUUUUUGUUUGUUGUGUUGCUUCAUUUGACUAUGGGUGCUUUAUUUAAAGCUGUGGCAUCUAUAAACAAGACUGUUGCUGCUGCAAAUGCAUUGGGAGGUGUGUUGAUGAUGGCGUCGUUGAUGUACUCCUCUUAUAUGAUUCAGCGUCCUUCUAUGCAUCCGUGGUUCAAGUGGAUCUCAUACAUUAACCCAGUGUUGUAUGCAUUUGAAGCAAUUGUUGCAUCAGAGUUUCAUGGAAGACAUAUGAAAUGUUUGGGACAGUACCUCACUCCUAGCGGUCCCGGUUAUGAGAACUUGGGCAACGGGGAACAAGCUUGUGCAUUUCUUGGAUCAAAAGUUGGUCAAGAUUGGGUUUUAGGAGAUGAUUACUUGAAAACUGCAUACACAUAUAGUUUCAACCAUGUGUGGAGAAACUUUGGUAUCAUGAUUGGGUUUAUGGCCUUCUUUUUAGCCAUUAACGCAUUGGGUACUGAGUAUAUCAAACCUAUAACGGGUGGUGGUGAUAAACUUUUGUACUUGAGGGGUAAAAUACCCAACAAGAUUGCUUUACCAGCAGAAAAACAGGCCGGUGAUAUAGAAGAAGGACCAGCAAUGAAUGAUUUAGAUGAUCGUGAGGUUAAAGUCAAUGCUAAUGACCAAGAUUUAAGAGUUAAAGAUAUUUUCCUUUGGAAGAAUGUUGAUUAUGUCAUUCCGUAUGAUGGAAUAGAGAGAAAACUUUUGGAUGAUGUUAAUGGAUAUUGUAUACCAGGAACUUUGACAGCAUUGAUGGGUGAGUCUGGUGCAGGUAAAACAACCUUGUUGAAUACCUUGGCCCAAAGAAUUGAUUUUGGAACUAUUACGGGCGACAUGUUGGUUAAUGGUAAACCCCUCGAUACUUCAUUCAGUAGGAGAACUGGGUAUGUACAACAACAAGAUAUCCAUGUUUCUGAGGUGACAGUUCGUGAGUCGUUGCAGUUUGCUGCUAGGUUAAGAAGAUCAAAUGAUGUGAGCGAUGCCGAAAAGUUGGAUUAUGUUGAAAAGAUUAUUGAUGUUUUGGAUAUGGGUCUUUAUGCUGAUGCAGUGGUUGGAAGGUCAGGUAAUGGGCUCAAUGUUGAACAGAGGAAAAAGCUUUCCAUUGGUGUCGAAUUGGUUGCAAAACCAUCGUUGUUGCUUUUCCUUGAUGAGCCCACCUCCGGUUUAGAUUCACAAUCAGCAUGGGCAAUUGUCAAGUUGUUGAGAGACUUGGCCAAUGCCGGGCAAUCAAUCUUGUGUACCAUCCAUCAACCAUCUGCCACAUUGUUUGAAGAGUUUGAUCGGUUGUUGCUAUUAAGAAAAGGAGGACAAACAGUUUACUUCGGAGAAAUUGGUGACAAGUCAAAGACGAUUCUUGAUUACUUUGAAAGAAAUGGAGCUAGACAUUGCGACGAGGCUGAAAACCCAGCCGAGUAUAUUUUGGAGGCUAUUGGUGCUGGAGCAACUGCUUCAAUUGAAGAAGAUUGGUUUGAAAUUUGGCAAAAUUCAUCCGAAAAAGUCAAAGAAGAUGAAAAAUUAAACAACUUAAUUCAAGAAUUGGAAAAAAAACCCUCCGAUUUGAGUCCUGAGGAGGAGAAACAAUUGCAUCACAAGUAUGCCACUCCAUACUUCUACCAAUUUAGAUACGUUUUGCAUAGAAAUGCCUUGACAUUUUUCCGUGACCCUGACUAUGUUAUGGCCAAGAUUUUCUUGAUGACAAUUGCUGGUUUAUUUAUUGGAUUCACCUUUUUCGGAUUAAAACAUACAAAAACAGGGGCUCAAAAUGGUAUGUUUUGUUCAUUCUUGACUGUGGUUGUGUCGGCUCCUGUCAUCAAUCAAAUACAAGAAAAGGCCAUCAACGGUAGAGAUUUGUAUGAGGUUCGUGAAAAAUUGUCAAACACCUAUCACUGGUCAUUGAUGAUCUUGUGUCAAGCGUUGAAUGAAAUGCCAUACUUGUUGGUUGGAGGAGCAAUUAUGUUUGUUUCAGUUUACUUUCCCACGCAAGCAGCAACUACAGCAUCUCAAUCAGGUAUGUUUUAUUUUACACAGGGUGUAUUUGUUCAAGCAUUUGCAGUGUCUUUUGGUUUGAUGGUACUUUACAUUGCUCCAAAUUUACAGAGUGCUGCUGUUCUUGUUUCCUUUUUAUACACCUUUAUUGUCGCAUUUUCAGGAAUUGUACAACCAGUGAAUUUGAUGCCUGGAUUCUGGACAUUUAUGUACAAGUUAUCACCAUACACUUAUUUCAUUCAAAAUUUGGUGUCAUCAUUUUUACAUCGCAGGGAGAUUCAUUGUAGUGAUAAGGAAAUGGCUUUUUUCAAUCCUCCAGCUGGGAAAACAUGUGGAGAAUUUGCCGAAGCAUUUGUAAAUAGAGCUGGAGGAUAUAUCGAUAAUCCUUCUGAUGACUCAAACUGUGGUUACUGUUCGUUUUCCAAUGCUGAUGAAUAUUUGUUAACAAUUGGAGCUAAAUUUUCUUUAAGAUGGAGAAAUGUUGGAUUUUUCUUUGCAUACAUUAUAUUCAACAUAGGCUUUUGCAUGUGUCUUUAUUAUUUGUUGAGAUAUAGCAAAUUAACCAACAAGGCUACUGGGUUUUUCGCUGGUUUUAAGAAGAACAAGAAGUGA
Messenger RNA from Lodderomyces orthopsilosis Co 90-125, 4512 nucleotides. RefSeq names its product ATP-binding cassette transporter (gene SNQ2). Gene Ontology annotation, biological process: transmembrane transport. NCBI's taxonomy places the organism in Eukaryota, Fungi, Ascomycota, Pichiomycetes, Serinales, Debaryomycetaceae. The record is from RefSeq and is a predicted model, not a curated record. Gene Ontology annotation, cellular component: membrane. The transcript has a single exon. Gene Ontology annotation, molecular function: ABC-type transporter activity; ATP hydrolysis activity; ATP binding. Bases 1 to 4512 code for a protein of 1503 amino acids.